CUUGUCCAAAGAAAUCGAAACUAGCCAGCUUGCUAAUGGCUUGGAGUAAAGUUAAAACCAUUGCGUACAUGGAUUUAUUUUCACGUUUUACUGUCUUUGGCAUAAAAGCUGCCUAAUCUACAGUAUUGUUCAUGCAAUAACACGUAACAUGGCGCGAGUAACUGCUGGUCAGGAGUAUGACACACUUGCUGAGUGCAACUACUGCUUCCCUAACGAGGUCCUGGCUGACAUUCAGAGUGCCAUGACAACUUACACAGAUCUUAAUCUACAUGUUGACUUUUACAGUUACCCUAAUAAUGAGAAGAAGAAGUUAGUUUACUUGGGUGGCACUAUACCUGUUGUCUAUGAAGGCAACACAUACAACAUCCCUGUUCGUAUAUGGGUCCAUGAGACCCAUCCCCAGAGUCCCCCCAAGUGCUGCGUGUGGCCCUCCGUCUUCAUGGUCAUCAACACGAAGAGCAGUUUCGUGGAUGCGAGCGGCCACGUGCAUCUUCACUGUCUGAACAACUGGAAAAUAGGCUGGUCCAGCCUGUCCAUAGUGCUGGAGGAGAUGAGGGCUGCAUUCCAAAGGGAAACUCCGCUGUUCACCGCGUACCCGGUCAAGUCUGCCACUGUGUCCACGCCUGCCCUGCCCCCACUCUCUGGGUCGGCCGAUGGUCAUGCCUCUUCCUACGACAGUCGACCAUACUCCAGCAGUGCGGCUUCACCACCCAAUCCAGGCGAGCCACACAGGAGGUCCUCUGCAUCUGUGCUGCAGCCUAACAGCAAUACUCUGCCCAAGAGUUCAAAGUCCAGUCAGUCCCUGGCCAUCAGCGAUCCCGUGGGGGUGGUGAGGCGGUCGUACACACAGGAGCUGCUGGACAUGGGCAUCAUGUUUGAGGACCCGGCGGUCAGGAUGCACCACCCCACCAACCCAUUUCUGCAAAGUGCCUCUGUUCCAAACGUCGCUCCCUCUAAUCUGGAAGACGUGGACAACUUGUUCAAGAGCCUGCAACUGGAGAAAGUUGUUAACAUAUACCAGCUGGGGACCAAAGACAGUGACGAGGCGGAGGCGUGGCAGAGGCCCGGGCCAGCUGAACUGCCCCAUGAUGCCGCAGGGUUACUGGACGAGCACCGCACUGUGGUGGUGGAGCGCCUGCCCCGCGGCGUCUCCCCGAACCGCAUGAGGAACAAGCUGACCAUCUACUUCCAGCGCAAGCACAACGGCGGCGGGGAGGUCGUGGACGUGACUUAUCCCACCACUCUUCCGGACCAAGCCUACGUCACGUUCCGCGAUCCUAGGGACGUCAGGCAGGUUUUGAGACAGCCAAAUCGAGUGAUCGGGUGGAACGAGCAACAGUUCCCCAUCCAGGUGAAGAAGUUCGAUCGCUCUCAGUCUCAGUCCUCACAGAUCCAGCUGCCCGAGGGAGUUGUGGGUGAGAAGGCGGCCACGUUCAAGAGCUUGCUGGCGAUGGAGGGCCACGCGUUCAGCCCGGCGGAUGUGCUGGAGGCGGUGCAGGCGUGCCGCGAUCUGCCCUCUGCCCUCAAGUACCUCUCUCACGAGUGCCCCAUCUGCCAGGAGCAAGUGUGCUUCAGCAAGAUGAUCACCAUGACUCACUGCUCGUGUGCCUUGUGCGAGAGCUGCUUCAAAGCCUACUUCUCCUCCGUCAUCAAAGAGAAGAACAUUGUGCACGCCGUCUGUCCCCUGUGCAAUAAGCCGGACGUGCGCGGACCUCAGAGCAUGGAGGAGUCCAUGGAGUACUUCAGUCUCCUGGACACACAGAUAAGGCACUACCUUGACCUGGAGACCCACGAGCUGUUCCAGAGGAAGCUGAGGGAUCGGGCGCUGCAGGAGAUGCCAAACUUCCGCUGGUGUGCCCAUUGCUGCUUCGGGCUGCUGCAUGAAGCCGACCGGCUGAGGAUGGACUGCCCCAGCUGUGGCAAGAGCACCUGUUUCAAGUGCAAGACUGCUUGGGCUCCCCAACAUGAAGGCCUGUCCUGUGAGAGGUUCAAAGAGUGGCAGCUCCAUAACAGCCCAGAGUACCAGAACACACGGCUGGAGCAUCUCAUGAGCAAAAACAAGAUAGAUUGCCCUAAGUGCAAAUUCCGCUUCUACCUGUCCAAAGGUGGAUGUCUUCACUUCAAAUGUACCCAGUGCCAGCAUGAGUUCUGUGGGGGCUGUGGACGACCGUUCAAGCUUGGCUCCGCUUGCGGGUUUUCUGCAGAGUGUGGCGCUAAGGGUUUACACGCCCACCACCCCAGGGACUGCCUGUACCACCUGAGAGACUGGAGUGUUCACAGGCUACAGAGGCUAUUACAGUGUCAUCGAGUGUCCAGCCCCCUCCUCCUACGGCACAAACACGGAGCAGCGGGCAGGAACUGGAGAGGUGCGUGUGGGGUACUGGAGCACAAAGAGAGCGGCGGUACGAGAGAGGAGGCGUGCGGGCGGCCGGCACUGUUGGAGUACAGCGGCUACUGUUCGUUGCACUAUAAAGAGUGCCUUGUGGAGCUGAUCAACCAGAAGCAUCUAGAUCCUGCUCUCCUGUUCGACAUCCAAGAGAUGGUUGCUGAGUUACAGAGAUGGAGGAUCCGGUUUCCACAGCAACCACCUCAGGAAUCAGACCAGCAGUACAGAGAGCAUCUAAGAAAGAUUCUGACAGCGACGGUGGGCCUCUCUGCGGGUCAUGUGGGUGGGAGCGGGACCAGGCGAGUGGAGCCCUCCUCCCCCUCCUUCCCAGGGCCUCCCGGGGGUAACCCCUGGUCCAUCCCACAGGCUAGCCCUGCUAAGGGCCUGUCAGAAGACUCCCAACUUCUGCUGCUACUCAACGACUAGGACAGGCUGCUCUUGGCCAAUAACAACAUCAUAAUAAUAAUGUCUGGCACACGUGUAUGCUGUACAGAAGUCCUUCUGUCUGGGCCUUUUUAAAUGACAGCUUGUGACAACAAGGAGUGCAGAUGGAUUGAAGGUGAAGUGUCCUACGGUUGGGUAACACAAGUGUACUGUUUUCAAUACGUUCUCAGGGCUGCACUACUGUUGAAGCACUCCAUGUACCUUCUGUACGAGAUAAGUAAUGUCUGUCUGCUAGCGCCAUCUAGUGAUCACUGUGACUAUAUUUUCUGUUUUGUUGUAGGAUUUGAAUACUCAUUCGUUUAUUUUCUGUGACCAGAGGGGUAUACUACAAAGACAGAUUAGUGGUAUGUUGAGCAUAAAACCUGAGGAGCGUUCAUAUUUGACAAAGGCUGAUGAUUUCUGAACAAAAAGGCAAUUGUUCACUUUAAAUUGUUUACAAAAUGGCAAUCAAUAAGGCCAGGUUGCAAACAUUUGCCUCUGCUUGCUGAAUUUGAACUUGCCUUGGGCGUUCCGUACCACUUCUAUUUGGUAGCAUACCCCUCAGUGGUGCUGGUUUGCAUUUACAAGACUACUACUAAGUAUGUGAAGCUAGUUUGUUGUGGGCUGUAAGUUAUUAAUGUCUUCAUUCUUAUAUUCUUACGUGGUUGCAGUACCACACCUUACAGUGAAUGCAUUGUGUUGAGCACUGUUUUGCACUUUGACAAAGAUAGCAAGUGUGGCCAUCCUCAAAGCCAUGAGGAGUUGAAAGACUAGAUGAAUAUAC
Sardina pilchardus (European sardine) is the source of this 3593-nucleotide messenger RNA. RefSeq lists its product as uncharacterized. The transcript is spliced from 21 exons. Bases 149 to 2812 code for a protein of 887 amino acids. Gene Ontology annotation, biological process: protein linear polyubiquitination; protein transport. Gene Ontology annotation, cellular component: LUBAC complex. NCBI's taxonomy places the organism in Eukaryota, Metazoa, Chordata, Actinopteri, Clupeiformes, Clupeidae. Gene Ontology annotation, molecular function: K48-linked polyubiquitin modification-dependent protein binding; zinc ion binding; ubiquitin protein ligase activity. The record is from RefSeq and is a predicted model, not a curated record.